CCGGGCGCGCGGCGGAGCGGCCGCGCCUUCGCCGAGUCCCCGGGAGGGGGCAGAGCCGCCCGGAGCCGCCGCGGCCGAGCCCAGAAGCGCGCGGGCGGGCGGGUUCCCGCCGCCCUGCUGCUGCCCGACGCCCGGCGAGCGGCCGCGAUGGGGAAGGGGGCGCGGGCCCCCCGCCGCCCGCCGGGACGCAGCCCCGCGCUGCCGCUGCUGCUGCUGCCCGCGCUGGCCCUGCUCGGAGCCGCCGCGCCAGAUGAUGACUUUUUUCAUGAACUCCCAGAAUCAUUCCCAUCUGAUCCACCUGAGCCUCUCCCACACUUCCUUAUUGAGCCAGAAGAAGCUUAUAUUGUGAAGAAUAAGCCUGUGAACCUCUAUUGUAAAGCCAGCCCUGCUACCCAGAUCUACUUCAAGUGCAACAGUGAAUGGGUUCAUCAGAAGGACCACAUUGUGGACGAGAGAGUAGACGAGACUUCUGGCCUCAUCGUCCGGGAGGUGAGCAUUGAGGUCUCGCGCCAGCAGGUGGAGGAGCUCUUCGGGCCCGAGGACUACUGGUGCCAGUGCGUGGCCUGGAGCUCCGCGGGCACCACCAAGAGCAGGAAGGCCUACGUGCGCAUCGCAUAUUUACGGAAGACGUUUGAGCAGGAGCCUCUGGGGAAGGAGGUGUCCCUGGAACAGGAAGUCUUGCUCCAGUGCCGCCCGCCGGAAGGGAUCCCAGUGGCCGAGGUGGAGUGGCUGAAGAAUGAGGACAUCAUCGACCCCGUGGAGGACAGGAACUUCUACAUCACCAUCGACCACAACCUCAUCAUCAAACAGGCCCGCCUCUCCGACACGGCCAACUACACCUGCGUCGCCAAGAACAUCGUCGCCAAGAGGAAGAGCACGACAGCGACCGUCCUGGUCUACGUGAAUGGAGGCUGGUCCACGUGGACGGAGUGGUCAGCCUGUAACAGCCGCUGUGGCCGCGGCUUUCAGAAGCGCACGCGGACCUGCACCAACCCAGCCCCGCUCAACGGCGGGGCCUUCUGCGAGGGCCAGAGCGUCCACAAAGUGGCCUGCACCACGCUGUGUCCAGUGGACGGCAGGUGGACAUCCUGGAGCAAGUGGUCCACGUGCGGGACGGAGUGUGCCCACUGGCGCAGGAGGGAGUGCACAGCGCCCGCGCCCAAGAACGGGGGCAAGGACUGCGACGGCCUGGUCCUGCAGUCCAAGAACUGCACCGAUGGCCUUUGCAUGCAGAGUUUCAUUUAUCCCAUUUCAACUGAACAGAGAACCCAGAAUGAAUAUGGAUUUUCUUCCGCUCCGGACUCGGACGACGUGGCGCUGUACGUGGGGGUCGUGAUCGCCGUGAUCGUCUGCCUGGCCAUCUCUGCCGCCGUGGCCCUGUUCGUGUACCGGAAGAACCACCGUGACUUUGAGUCGGAUAUCAUCGACUCCUCGGCUCUCAACGGAGGCUUCCAGCCCGUGAACAUCAAAGCAGCAAGACAAGAUCUCCUGACCGUGCCCCCGGACCUCACAUCGGCCGCAGCCAUGUACCGAGGACCCGUGUAUGCGCUGCAUGACGUCUCAGACAAGAUCCCCAUGACCAACUCUCCCAUUCUGGACCCACUGCCCAGCUUGAAAAUCAAAGUCUACAACACACCCGGGGCCGUCACCCCCCAAGACGAGCUCUCGGAGUUCGCGUCCAAGCUGUCCCCGCAGAUGACCCAGUCCCUGCUGGAGAACGAGGCCCUCAGCCUGAAGAUCCACAGCCUCGCAAGGCAGACCGACCCGUCCUGCACUGCAUUUGGCACCUUCAACUCCCUCGGGGGACACCUCGUCGUUCCCAACUCAGGAGUAAGCUUGCUGAUUCCCACUGGGGCCAUUCCGCAGGGGAGAGUCUACGAAAUGUACGUGACCGUACACAGGAAAGAAGCUAUGAGGCCCCCCGUGGACGAGACGCAGACCCUGCUGACCCCCGUGGUGAGCUGCGGGCCUCCUGGCGCACUGCUCACCCGCCCUGUCAUCCUCACGGUACACCACUGCGCAGACCCCAACACCGAGGACUGGAAGAUACAGCUCAAGACCCAGACACCGCAGGGACAGUGGGAGGACGUGGUGGUGGUGGGGGAGGAGAACUUCACGACGCCCUGCUACGUGCAGCUGGACGCGGAGGCCUGCCACCUGCUCACGGAGGGCCUCGGCGCCUUCGCCCUGGUGGGCCAGGCCACCGCCAGGACGGCCGCCAAGCGCCUGAGGCUGGCCGUCUUCGGGCCUGUGUGCUGCUCCUCUCUGGAGUACAGCAUCCGCGCGUACUGCCUGGACGACACCCAGGACGCCCUCAAGGAGGUUCUGCAGCUGGAGAGACAGAUGGGCGGGCAGCUCCUGGAGGAGCCGAAGGCUCUGCACUUCAAAGGCAGCGCCCACAACCUGCGCCUGUCCGUGCACGACCUCGCGCACUCCCACUGGAAGAGCAAGCUGCUCGCCAAGUACCAGGAGAUCCCCUUCGCCCAGGUCUGGGGCGGCGCCCAGCGGCCCCUGCACUGCACGUUCACCCUGGAGAGGCUCAGCCUGAGCACCGCGGAGCUGGUCUGCAAGCUGUGCGUGCGGCAGGUGGAGGGCGAGGGGCAGAUCUUCCAGCUGAACUGCACCGUGUCUGAGGAGCCAGCCGGCAUGAACCUGCCCCUGCUGGACCCGGCCAACACCAUCACCACCGUGACGGGGCCCAGUGCCUUCAGCAUCCCGCCCCCCAUCCGCCAGAAGCUCUGCAGCAGCCUGGACGCCCCCCAGACGAGGGGGCAUGACUGGAGGAUGCUGGCUCACAAGCUGAGCCUGGACAGGUACUUGAACUACUUUGCCACAAAGUCGAGCCCGACGGGGGUGAUCCUGGAUCUCUGGGAAGCACAGAAUUUCCCCGACGGAAACCUGAGCGCGCUGGCAGCCGUGCUGGAGGACAUGGGAAGGCACGAGGCAAUCGUGUCGCUCGGAGCGGAAGGGCAGUACUGAGCCCGCCGGGGCUGGCAGGGAGGGGCAGGGCGGGAGCAGAGACGGGGUCUGCGUCGGUCCAGGACCACCGCUGCGCAGGAGAUCCAGACCAGACCGGUGAGCAUCCAGGCGAGGUGGCGGCAGAGGGGGCAGGAGUGCACGUCCACAGCGUCCGUGCCCGCGUUCCUGACGCCGUCCCCGGCGCGGAGAGCCAGUGUGUAAAUGUGUCCCUUGAAUUUAGAAGUCAACCGAACGUUCUUCUCAGUUGGGCUGUAUGCUGUGUGGUACAGGAUCUUACAGUUUCCUAGGAAACGCAUCUUAUUGCUAUCCAGAUCUAUGGAUAAACUUUCUUAACAAACCCGAUUUCUACAAGCGUUGUUUACACCCCGUCGGACAGGGAGACCGGCGCUGUCCAGGGCUGGUUCUAUUUUUGUUUAGAUCAUCCGGAGUGGAAGCUGUGGAUGGUUUAUCGUGUCUACUUCAGAUUAGCCGUUUAGAGAGAAACCGCAGACUUUUGCUACAGCCCCCGAGCGUCCAGGUCCCAGCUCGCCCGCGGGGGCUCUGCCUUGGAAGCUGGAAGCAGCAGGUUGUGUUUUCGGAUCAGGGAAGUGGAGAACCUUCGCGGCAGGAGCAGCCGUCUGCUGCCCUCUGGGGAGGAAGGGACAGCAGUGCAGGGAGACGAUUCUGUCAGGCCACACACACACACAGGCACCUCUGCAGCGUGUGUCUGUCACAUGCGACUUGAAGCGGUGUUUUGGAAGCAGGUCUCAUUGUGACCGUCGCUACGGAGCAUCUGCAGGUAUCCUCGUACAGGGAUUUAUUUUAGGUCCUGUUUUUAGCAGCAGUGUUAGUACUGAGAGGUCAGGCAGGCCACCUCACCUCCCGGGCAGCGUGGGGCUGGCUACCCACGUCAGCCAGCGACCCCUGGCCGCUCCCGUCACUCCAGCCCGAGAGGUGGGAAGUGCCCCCCCCCCGGCUCCCUUGGCGUUCUCUCCGCUGGCUCAGGCAGGGCCGGCCCCCGAGUCUCUAGUAAGGAGUCCUGUCCACAGGAGGCCACCUGCUGCCCUGGCCACGUGGCGAACACCAAGUGCCCGCGAACUCCCUCUACCUUAGAGGCAGCACGGUUGCGGGGACAAGCUCUGAAUUGGAAAGAAGGACACCGUUUCUCAUGCUGGCCAGUGGCUUCCUAGCUGUGCCACCACGGGGAAAAUAGCCAUCCACUGAGUCUCAGUUUCCCCACCUGCAUCAUUAGGAGCUGGUUGGUGUGGCUCUUCUCAAAGUUCCCAAAGGCGGCACUCCCACUGAGGUGCUCCCGACUUGUGCUCCCACUGGGAGACCACUGAGGACACUGAGCUGGGUAUCUGCCAGCUUGCCUUGGCCGGCCCGGGCGACGGUAUGCCUUUGAGACAGCUCCAGCUUGGGAGAAGCUCGCUUACCCCUGUAGCAUGUCCGCUAUGCUCUAUGUCCUGUUUCCGUGUCCUUGCGGCAUGCUCUUGGCUGAGAGACGGCGCACCCCUCCCCACCACCUUUCUCGUCUCUCUGGUGACCACCUGCCUUCCUGGAUAGUUGCAGAUUCUUUCCAAGUAUUGUCUGGGUCAAAAUUUUUUCUAAUUAGAAAAAGUUUAACCUGAAAUAGUUAGUCCACAGACUACGUUGUGUAAAGUAGGGUAUUCCCUGGGGCCACUGUGGUAUUCGCUUGGGCCAUUACAGGCUUUGUUUUGUUGCAGACACUCAAAAUAUUCAGCAACCCAGUAGAUGAACAACCAUGAAGAACAAACAUCCAUGGGUAUGAAUCAGAAUAUUCAACAUGCGGGUUAUAGUGUAAUGCGUCUGGGGCUAGUGACAUCCAAGUUACUGAGUGGAUCUCAAAUAGAAAUCAUUUCUUCUGGGGCUGGAGUGAUAGUACAAGCGGGCGGGCAUUUGCCGCUGCACGUGGCUGAGCCAGUUUCGAACCCCAGCAUCCUUUACCGUCCCCUGAGCCUUACCAGGAAUAAUUCCUGAGCAACAGAGCUAGAAUUAGCCCCUGAGCACUGCCAGGUAUGAUCUGAAAACAGGAAAGGAAGGAAGGAAGAAAAGAAUGAUUUCAUCUAUUUCUCUCUUCACCGAUUCUAUUGGUGACCUCUUGACACCCCGGGCCCCUCUGGUCAUCACUGAGGAGCAGUGGACAUUGUACAGCCUCGUUCCUUCAUGCUUUGCAUCUUGCCUCCUGCUCUCAGCAUCAGUCGUUACCUGCCCCUCUGGUAAGGAGGAGGCAUCUCAGUCAUGAACAAGUGCAGCGGACAGUAUUUGCACCAGUGAGUAUCUGAUCAAAGGGCAGUCAGGUUGGACUCUCCCGAAGUUUCUGAGUAGAUUUAAAGAUUAAAAAGGCAGAGAGGAGGAACGAGGGCUAUUGGCCAUUGCUGCCUCUUGAACGGCUUCUUAAAUUUGCUCCUCAUCACUGGCCGAGGACGCUGUUGUCUCUGGGAGACCAGUAGCUGGAAACCCUAAGGGGGCGCGAAAGAAGAGGGAACAGCAGAGGGAAGCACACAUGUCCCCUGGCAGGUAGGCGGGUCCCAACCUCCUGAGCUGCCCACACAGGAGCCUGGGUUAGAGUCUGACCCAGAUUCUAAGCCGUGGGGGCUCCGGGGUUCCCCGCAGACGCCCAGUUCCUGGUUCCGCUUCCAGGGGCCGGACAGGAGCCGUCGUUCCCCAUGAGGGAGGGGCUCGCCCCGGCACCACACUUUGCCCCGUUCCCCGGCUAGUGAACACACGUGUGUGCUUUCACUCAGCCGCAGGGGCCGGGGCUGUCUCAUGGGAGCCCGGGUUCGACACCGCAGUCACCUCAAGGUCCUCACUGCAGUUCUGGUGGCCUUUCUCUCGGCCGCAGGGUCACGCCAGGACUCGGAGGGUCCAGCCGACGCUCUCACGUCACCCCUCUGCCCGGCCCUGUGAGGUCCCCUGUGAGGUCCCCUGUGAGGUCCCCUGAGGAGAGGGGGCCUCUCACUUGUGCGUGGCGCCAUCUAGUGGCGGCAACACAGCCCACCCUGAGCAGAGACCCCUGGAAGCUGGCUGAGGAGCGAGUGACUCCGGGUGGGAUCGGCAGAACUCUGACGCAGGGAGGGAGACAUCUCACUUCCUCUAACACAUCGCGUGCUGCUCCCGCGUUUCUCUCAGGUGCCCGAGACUCCAGGUUCCCAUCUGAGCGUCCCCGGCCACCCAGACAGAAUCCAAGGGGUUCUGAGUCGUAGGAUUCUGCUAAAACCGAUGAGUUUGGGGGGAGCUGUCAGUCCUCACACAUUUUCCACUCGGGUCUUUAUGUGUUUUUAAUCUCCUGACUCUUAGUUCUCUGUUUUUGGAGACGUGAGAAAUGCUCAUAUUCGCUUAGAGGGAAAUGCUUUGCGUAUGCAAAUGAGGGCAGCCCCAGGACCUGAGAAAGGUGGUUGGUCGUUAAUCGAGAAAAAGGAGUCGUCCCCGUUUGUGUUCUGAGCAUUGGCAAGGGCUUUCUUCAUCCUCAUCUCUCUUUACCACACCCAUUGGCUUAAGGGAUUUAGACGGGACAAAAGCUGGGCUGUUGACUGGGUCCCUCCGUCAGCCGCAGCCAGGAGACCGCCUGGCUGGCCCACGCCCGCCGGCCGCGCCCACCAGCAGAGAUGCCCACUGGCGCUGCACUGCAGAGGCCCCUCCUCACGUGAGCAGAUCAGCCCCUCCCAGGCAGGACGGAGCCUCGGCGAGGCACAGGUGACCUGCACACAGCCGGGCCGGUUCAGACAUGCUGCUGCGGACCCGUUCUUCAGGGGGAAGCCAGAGGGAGGAGGGGAGGCCCCCGGGAGCACCCCUGAGCCGGCUACUGCGAAGCUGAGCAUUUAGACGGUGGCAUCAAGGCUUUGGUCUGGAGCAAACACCGCUGUCCUCUCCUGUACACUCACGUUGUUCCCGUAGGGACUCCGUAGUGAGCACUUUCUCUGGAGCCAUCAGCUUAGGGGAAUGGAGCAGGAAGGCGGGCCCCUCGGCAGCCUUCUCUCCUCUGUGCUCCCCAGAGGGCUGGGCCAAGUAGACCUGGGUCUGGACCCUCACAGAGAGCCCGGGAGGUGGAGAAACGCCAAGCUGAGCUUCAGUCUGCACCAAGUGUCCAUUCCAGCUCUCACUGUGCGGUUGCCACGCCAGCUGUCGUCCUCACACGGAGCCGCCAGCUCCGCUCCAAGGCCAGUGACAGAAGGAAGGACCGCGGGAACAGCCGAAGUGAAACUGGGGUUUAUGCAUGAUUUUGAGAACAGAGGAACCCUUGUGAACCAGAAUGUCAUUGCCCAAAGCCAGUUAUUGUUUGUUAAGAUGAUGAUGGUCAAUGAGUAUUAGAUUUUAUAUACCCAAUAAGGAAACUAUUUUUAUUAUUAUUAUCUCAAGGUAAUAAAGCAUUUUUUACCUUUUGAGUGCCUCAUAGGACCAAUGAUUACACGGUUUGUUUUUGUAUUCUUCUUUUUAACCUUACUGAACUGUUAACUGAAAUCCAUAGAAUUUUGUGUCUGUGCAAAGAAGUGCUAUUUCUCUACCCUACAAAAUUCUCUUUGUAUAAUCCCUCGCUGUAUGUCUCCCUUUGAAGAUUUCCCUUACAUUUCUAAUGAAUUUUUUAAUGGAAUAAAGCUUAACAGGAGUA
This is a messenger RNA of Sorex araneus (European shrew), 7588 nucleotides long. RefSeq names its product unc-5 netrin receptor C (gene UNC5C). Gene Ontology annotation, cellular component: membrane. NCBI's taxonomy places the organism in Eukaryota, Metazoa, Chordata, Mammalia, Eulipotyphla, Soricidae. Gene Ontology annotation, biological process: netrin-activated signaling pathway. The coding region runs from base 148 to 2979 and encodes 943 amino acids. Gene Ontology annotation, molecular function: netrin receptor activity; protein binding. The record is from RefSeq and is a predicted model, not a curated record. The transcript is spliced from 17 exons.